AUGGCGAAAUCUUCGUCAGCUGAUUAUGUAUUUAAAAUUGUUUUAACAGGUGAUUCCGGUGUUGGAAAAUCAAAUUUAAUAUCACGUUUUACUCGCAAUGAAUUUUCACUUGAAAGUCUUUCAACAAUUGGUGUCGAAUUUUCAACAAAAGAAGUUCAAGUCGAUGGUAAAACAGUAAAAUUACAAAUAUGGGAUACUGCGGGUCAAGAACGUUUUAUGGCCAUUACAAAACCUUAUUAUCGUAAUUCCUUAGGUGCUCUAUUAAUUUUUGAUAUUCUUAAAGCAUCAACAUUUCAAAAUCUUGAUAAAUGGUAUAGCGAAGUACGAACAAAUGUUGGUGUCGAAUGUUCUAUUAUUUUAGUUGGUAAUAAAGUCGAUCAACAAUAUAUGCGUGCAGUUUCUCAUGAAGAUGCUAAACGUUAUGCUGAGGAAAGAAAUAUUCCGUAUAUUGAAACAUCGGCAUUAGAUGCAACAAAUGUCGAACAAGCUUUCCUUAGUCUUAUUACGGAAAUUUAUCGUAACUGGACAACUCGGACUAAACCAAUCAAAGAUCAGCCACAAUCUGACAGUCAAACAAUAAAGCCAUUUGAAAAACCAUCAUCUGAAUUGCGAAAUGAUACAAAUAGUAAAUUCUGUUGUAGUCGUUCUUCAUGUCGUUCAUGUUAUCGUAUUUGUUAG
Molecule: messenger RNA, 678 nt
Organism: Rotaria sp. Silwood1
Lineage: Eukaryota; Metazoa; Rotifera; Eurotatoria; Philodinida; Philodinidae
Source: the annotation of a GenBank genome assembly